This is a messenger RNA of Brassicogethes aeneus, 627 nucleotides long. Lineage: Eukaryota; Metazoa; Arthropoda; Insecta; Coleoptera; Nitidulidae. The record is from the annotation of a GenBank genome assembly.
AUGGCUGGCAGUCUGUUGAAGCGCUUCAUCGUCAUGGCACCGAAAGUGGUAUUCGUGUUGGGGGGCCCCGGAGCGGGAAAGGGCACGCAGUGCCAGAAAAUCGUGGAAACUUUCGGGUACGUGCAUUUAUCUGCCGGGGACUUAUUAAGAGAGGAGCGCGCUAAACCGGGCUCCCAAUACGGGGAGCUGAUAGAGAAUUACAUAAAAGAAGGCAAAAUCGUUCCCGUGGAAAUCACUUGCAGCCUGCUGGAGAACGCCAUGAAAGUGAGCGGGCAGGACAGGUUCCUCAUCGAUGGGUUCCCCAGGAACCAGAACAACCUCGAAGGGUGGAACAAAACCGUGGCCAACAAUGUGGAACUGCAGUUCGUGCUGUUCUUCGACUGCCCUUUGGAUAUUUGCACCGAGAGGUGUCUGCAACGAGGGGCGGCUGGUAGCGGCCGUACCGAUGACAACUUGGAGAGUUUGAAGAAGAGAUUCAACACCUACGUGCAAGAAACCAAACCCAUCAUCGACCACUAUGCCACCAUGGACCUGGUCAAAACAAUUGACGCCACGAAAAAUCCCCUGGAAGUUUUUGAAGACGUAAAGGCUAUUUUUAAGGCUAAAGGGGCUGGAGACUCCUAGGGG